Molecule: messenger RNA, 354 nt
Organism: Dichomitus squalens LYAD-421 SS1
Lineage: Eukaryota; Fungi; Basidiomycota; Agaricomycetes; Polyporales; Polyporaceae
Exons: 5
Coding region: 1-354 (117 amino acids)
Biological process (GO): mitochondrial electron transport, NADH to ubiquinone
Source: RefSeq, a predicted model, not a curated record
AUGUCGUCCCUCCCGUCGCCGUUCACCGCGGCGCACAGGUCCUACGUCAAGAACCUAUAUCGGCGCAUCCUGCAAAAUGAAUUAGACUGGAUCGUUCAGCGGGACCUCUGGAGAGCUCGCGCACUCUCCAUCCGGGCAGAGUUUGAGAGGAACAGGGACAUCCACGAUCCUCGUGCGCUUGCUCAGAUCUUCACCAAAGCCGAGGCGGACCUCGCCGCGCGCAAGCACCCCGACCCAUACCGACCUCCCGAGGCUCCGGACGGCACCAAGUGGGAGCGCAACCUGCCGCCACCUCUCGGUCCUAUCUUCGAGCACGAGCCCUACAACGAAGCGCAUGGUCGGGCAGGUCACUGA